Messenger RNA from Strongylus vulgaris, 237 nucleotides. Lineage: Eukaryota; Metazoa; Nematoda; Chromadorea; Rhabditida; Strongylidae. The record is from the annotation of a GenBank genome assembly.
AUGGGAGGAAUGCUGGGAGCUUUGCAGACGUACACACUUGGAGAGAACUUCAUUCACUUGAUUGGAGCCAAAAGAAUUCUUGACGUAGGAACAUCUAUUGGCGGUUCUGCCUUAGCUUGGUCUUUAGCUACUGGAGAAGGUGGAAAGGCGCUUUGGCAUGGGCUUGUAGUCCAGGAUCCCUCUGCAUUCGACACCGUUACCAAAGCCAUUGAUGAAACUAAUAAAAAGGUGAGAUAA